AUGUCUAGUGCAAGUAUUAACGUUGAGAAGAAACAAGGGGGCAACAACCUAUUGUUGUGGAGAAACCCUGUGGAAACUGGGAAAGUUUUCGGAGGUCUAUUGGUGGGUUUGCUAGUUUUGAAAACCGUCAAUUUGGCUACCUUAUUUUUGAAACUACUUUACACUGUUGUUUUCAUUACCGGUUCAGUGGAAUUCGUUUCUAAGAUUCUUUUGGGUCAAGGUUUGAUCUCUUCUUAUGCUCCUAAAGAAUGUCUAAAUAUCGUGGGACUAUUGAAACCUCACGUUGACUGUCUUUUGCAGCAAUUGCCUGCUCAACAGGCCAAAUUGCGUAAAUUGGUGUUUGCAUACCAGCCAAAGAACAAUUUCAGAGCUGCAGCAGUUCUUUAUGUGCUACACAAGUUUUUCUCAUGGUUCUCUCUAUGGACUAUCACAUUUGUGGGUGUUAUUGGAGCUUUCACUGUUCCUCUAGUUUACUCUCUAUUCCAAACUGAGAUCGAUACUGCUGUCGACAAUGGUAUCAAGGUUGUUAAGACCAAGACCGAGGAAUUUUCUACAGUGGCUUCUGAAAAGACUAAGCCUUAUCUAGAAACUUUGGAUAAGAAGAUGGGUCCUGUUUCCAACUUCGUCAAGAGCCAAUACCAGCAGACUAACACUGUUACUCCUCAAUCUACUACUACCCAAAUGACCGCUCAAGUGCCAUUGGAGCCAGAACAUGAGUCCCACGCACAAACUAGUUCAUCUGCUGCCUUCCCAAAUGCUCCAACUACGAAACCUUUGGGUCAGGAAACCCAGGAGUUCUCUGUUGAUCAAUUGCAAAGUGAGUUGAAGCAAAGCACCGAUGGUUUGAAGCACGAUUUGCAACAGAACAAUUCCGCUUUUUAA
Messenger RNA from Torulaspora delbrueckii, 882 nucleotides. RefSeq names its product Rtn1p (gene RTN1). NCBI's taxonomy places the organism in Eukaryota, Fungi, Ascomycota, Saccharomycetes, Saccharomycetales, Saccharomycetaceae. The transcript has a single exon. Bases 1 to 882 code for a protein of 293 amino acids. The record is from RefSeq and is a predicted model, not a curated record.